Messenger RNA from Lethenteron reissneri (Far Eastern brook lamprey), 970 nucleotides. RefSeq lists its product as uncharacterized. NCBI's taxonomy places the organism in Eukaryota, Metazoa, Chordata, Hyperoartia, Petromyzontiformes, Petromyzontidae. The record is from RefSeq and is a predicted model, not a curated record.
CAAGAGGGUCGCUACUGCGCCCUCCUGCCCCGAAGAGGAACCAUGCACGGAUUUUGUAAGUGCGUCGUGGUGCCGCUUUGGGCCCAGCUCAUCGUCCUGUCAGCAUUGGACGCCCACAACAACAUGACCGUGCCCGUGGGCCAGAACGUGUCCCUGCAAUGCCCCACUGUCUCACACGUCAGCCCCAAACAGCCGACGGUCCACUGGGAGUGGACGGGAAACAACCACCGGGCACCGCUGCAGCUGGCGGAGGGCAGUUUCUCGCACGGCACUUUCAACGCGAGAUACAACAUCGACGCCCUGCGCAUGUUCCAGCGGCGCCUCGCUUUAAGGCGACAGCGUGGUUCUCCCUAUGGGCGUCAGGACGACGAGUUCACUCUGGGGAUCGUCCAGGUGUGCCCUUCUGACCAGGGCGUGUUCACGUGCAGCCUGACGUGGGAGAACGGCUCGAGGAGCGUGAGCAGCGUGCUGCUGGAGGUUAUAUGGCAAGGUUUCCCAUUACUCGUAACAAGUGCAGCUGUAACGUCCACUGUAAAGGUCGUAACCCCGUCCACGGGCCCAAAUUCAGGCGGCUCCUUGAGAUGGGUUGUCGUGCCGACUGGCUUGCUGCUGGCCUCCCUGACCGUGCUGCUGGUGGCAGCCACACGCGCCCUGCGAAGACGUCUUCUUGCGAAUGGGGCCGCGCUGCUGGACCCAGAUUUCGCGAAGAGCGUGGAAAACAUCGAGACGGCUCCUCCCCGCCUGCCUGAGGACCACUCCUGUGUGUACAACGCUCGCGUCACCUGCGCAGCUCCGGUCGACCACACCGUGAAGCAUUACGAGAGCAUGCGGAAGAUCAUACCAACACACACCCCUGCUGUUGAGAACACCGCGGACCAGUGCAUAUAUGAAGACAUGGCCAACCUGGCGUGACUCGCGUGCAUGUAAUGUGAUCAGAGCCGGCCCCGAGGGUGCGGCGGAUCGGGGUGAC